UAAAAUCUGGCAGCAAAAAGCCCUUUUGGGUGAAGAUUUGGGGAAGACAGACAUUAGUCUCAUACCAUGGGGGACUGGAAUUUAUUGGGUGGCAUCCUAGAGGAAGUUCACUCCCAUUCAACUAUAGUGGGGAAAAUCUGGCUGACCAUUCUCUUCAUUUUCCGAAUGCUGGUACUUGGUGUGGCUGCUGAAGAUGUCUGGGAUGAUGAACAGUCAGCCUUUGCCUGCAAUACCCAGCAGCCCGGUUGCAAAAAUAUCUGUUAUGAUGAUGCUUUCCCUAUCUCUUUGAUCAGGUUCUGGGUUUUACAGAUCAUUUUUGUGUCUUCUCCUUCUCUGGUGUAUAUGGGCCAUGCACUUUAUAGACUCAGGGCCUUUGAGAAGGAGAGGCAGAAGAAAAAGUCACACCUCCGAGUCCAGAUGGAGAAUCCAGAGCUUGAACUGGAGGAGCAACAAAGGAUAGAUAGAGAGCUGAAGAGGUUAGAGGAGCAGAAGAGAAUCCAUAAAGUCCCUCUGAAAGGAUGUCUGCUGCGUACUUAUGUCUUACACAUCUUGACAAGAUCUGUGAUGGAAGUAGGGUUCAUGAUAGGCCAGUAUAUUCUCUAUGGAUUUCAAAUGCAUCCGCUUUACAGAUGCACUCAGCCCCCUUGCCCUAAUGCAGUGGAUUGCUUUGUAUCCAGGCCCACAGAGAAGACAAUUUUCAUGCUCUUUAUGCACAGCAUUGCAGCCAUAUCUUUGUUCCUCAAUGUACUGGAAAUAUUUCAUCUUGGAAUCAAGAAAAUUAUGAGGGCACUUUAUGAGAAAUCCGGCAAUGAGGGCAUUGAGAAGGAAAGUGGCAACCCAUUCCACUUGAAAAAAUAUUCAGUGGCCCAGGAGUGUAUAAUUUGCUCUCCCUUGCCUAAAAGAAUCUCUCUACUUCAAGCCAACAAUCAACAGCAAGUCAUUCGAGUCAAUGUGCCUAAGUCUAAAACCAUGUGGCAAAGCUCACAGCCCAUGCAAUUUGAAGUAGACCCUUGCUGUGUUAAAAAAGAGUGGGUUGAGAAGGAUCAGCACAGUGGACAGCUCCGUGUCCACAGCCCUUGUCCCUGGGAUGAUGGCGCUCAAAUUCAGCACCCUAGACAGCAAACACGCCUUUCCUGUGUCCGGCAAAAGGGCAACUCCCACUCCUGGCUAGGUACAGAGAUAAAUCCUAGACGCUGCCCAUCCUAUGCAACAGGAGCCUGGGAACAGUCCCAGGAUCGACGAACCUCAGGAGAGCCUCUCACAGAUUUGCACAGUUACUGUAGAGACAGCGAUAGCAGUGUGAGAAAGAGUGGGGUCUGGACAGACAGAUCUCACCCGGGCAGUCGCAAGGCCAGCUUUCUGUCCAGAUUGCUGUCUGAAAAGGGACAGUUGCACAGUGACUCGGGAAGCUCCAGUUCUCGGAAUAGCUCUUGCUUGGACCUUCUGCACCGGGAAAAUAGCCCCUUGCCUCUGCCUUCAGCCACUGGGUAUAGAACAUCAAUGAACAUGCUUCUAGAACUUUCAUCUAUUAUGAAAAAAUAAUUCAUGCGUGGGGCCAGAAAAAUGGACCGAGGAGCAGCCGGCAUCUGUGGCAGAAAAGUUGCACUUUUGAUAGCUCAAACUGUGAGAAGAACUGUGGGAACCAUUCCCUCCGCAGAGACACCCACUGGCCAAUGGGUGUGUACAGGGUGGCCCCAGCUGGGCUCACCUGCACAGGAGAUCCUCCUCUGAUGGGGCUGGAUGGAUCUCUCACUGCCCCACCUGGCCUCACCACCGGUGCUGUGUCAGGCAGGAGGAGGCAGGGAGGAAGUGUGCACCAGGAGAGAAAAUCUCGGGAGGUGGCAAUGAGGUGUGGAGAUAUGAAGAGGCAUGAGCUGUUCCACAGUGAGUUGGUAGAAGAGCCAGUGAAGACCAGGUGGAUGAAAAUGAUGCUGGGGUCAAGUCCAAGUGGGUACCACCAAGGGGCACACCAGAUUCCAGGUGCUUAAGAUGCAUCAGCUCUACCUUGUACAGCUGUGGAAGAUUAUUGUUGAUCCCCAUUUUAUAGAGCAGAGGAGGCUCAAAGAGACUGAGGAACGUGCCCCACAGCUAAAGUUCGCAUGGCUGAAGUGUCUGCUCUACAGCUGGAUACAAACCCGGAUCCUGCUGCUCCAAGUCUCGGGUUCCUGCCAGGAAGCGUUGAAACUGUGCGCUCCCUGGCCGUGACAGUCCAGCCCCUGGGCAACAAUUGAUUUGCACAGCUGCCUGUCCAACUAGCCUAUGGAAGCUCUAAGGAUAAGGGCUGUGCAUUUUAAAUCUUGGAUGCCCAGCUCACAGUACAGUGUUGGUUGAAUGAAUGUUUGUUUCUGUAUGGAUGCCAAAGACAAUAUAUGACCUUUCAACUCUCCCAUCUGUUCCUUAUUUGCAGGUGUUCUGUCACGUCCUGUCAAUAGGGCCAUUUUGAGAGACUCUUUCAGAAGCCUGUAUGGCAGCAUUUUUUCCCCUUUACUUUAAAAUUCCUUUGUCCUCAGAAACCUUGACAGGGUCAUCAACUAUACAGCACAAAGAGAAGUUAAACAACAUGUUAAAGGGGGAGUAUAAAACGUGAUGCUUCCAGUAUAUGCUGGCGUGCCUCUGACGGAUUCCUUCUGUUGCUUCAGGGUGUGGAUCACUGCGUCAGGGAGGCACUUGUCUUCAAGGGGGAAGAGUAAACCCCACCAUGAAGAACCAGUAAUGCCUCCUGCUGGCUGACUGAGCAGGCCAGCGGCAGGUGUAUGUUGGGAUCUGUAGGAGCCAGAGGUAUAAGGAUAAAAGGUAUCAUGUUCUCGAAUCAAAUGAACGGAAAGACAGAUACAUAAUGGGAUGUGGGAUGAGUGGCUUUUCCCAUCUCUCUGGAAAGCGAAGGUGCUAAGUGGGGACAAUUGGAAACCCAUUCCACUCGGAGUCCUCACAAGGCGGGUGUUAAACAUCGAAUACAGUCUUGCCAGUGCAUCCUACUUGAGCGGGGAGGGUGAUGGGUUG
This is a messenger RNA of Neogale vison (American mink), 3000 nucleotides long. It is a transcript of the gene GJA10, whose product is annotated as gap junction protein alpha 10. The transcript has 4 exons. Gene Ontology annotation, biological process: cell communication. The record is from RefSeq and is a predicted model, not a curated record. Gene Ontology annotation, cellular component: connexin complex. NCBI's taxonomy places the organism in Eukaryota, Metazoa, Chordata, Mammalia, Carnivora, Mustelidae. Bases 67 to 1542 code for a protein of 491 amino acids.